GUGUUACUGAUAACUGUGCUGGAACCGACAUAAAAAAGGGGUUUAUAUUAUACUCUAGAUGUGGCACGGCAGGCCAGGAACGGAGCGGAAGCAGUCAAGGUACUGGAAAAGGUCCGGAUCGUGAACGGAGCGAAACACGGGCUGAACGGGGAGGAGCUGCCACGUACCACCAUCAGCCACCUUUCACAGCCGCAGGAUUUCAAAGCCGAGCUAAAACACGAUGUGAGACUCAGUCUAGCCGCUCGAUCAAAGUCGAUUCCUACCAAGUACCACUACGACGAAACCGGUUCGGUUUUGUUCGAGGAGAUAACCCAACUCCCCGAGUACUACCUGACUCGGGUUGAAACCGGGAUCCUCCGAGAACGGGCUGGCGAUAUCAUGAAACUGGUCAAACCGGAUGAGCUCGUUGAACUCGGGUCAGGCUCGUCGACGAAAACUCGACUACUCCUAGAAGCGAUGCACGGCACUGGUGGGAGAUGGUACGUCCCGAUUGAAAUCUCCGAGACGGCGCUCUACCAAGCAGCUAAGAUGCUGAGCUCUGACUAUGACUGGCUGCACAUUGACGGUUACGUCGGGAACUACACCACGGAUCUUCCGCUGCUACAGAGAAGGGGCCGACGCCUCCUCACCUUUCUCGGGUCGAGUCUCGGAAACUACACCAAUGAGACGCGAGCAGAGUUCCUCGCAAUGUUGGGUAACGCACUCCAACCGGGCGACGCCCUGCUGUUAGGCAUCGACCUCGUCAAAGACGAAGAAACGAUGGUCCUGGCCUAUAACGACUCGGCCGGUAUCUCCGCCCGCUUCAAUUUGAACGUCCUCGUCAUGCUAAAUCGAGAGCUUGGUGCCGAUUUCGACGUGAGCAACUUCACCCACUCUCCCGUGUGGAAUGCCGAGAAUUCGGGAGUGGAAUCACACAUCAGAGCCAAUAAAGGGAUGACCGUUUCUCUCCCUGGCCUCGGCACCAGCAUCGAGCUGGGCGAGGGAGAAGGGAUCUUUCCAGCGAUAUCGUGCAAGUUCACGAGAGAGGGUGUCACGAGAGAAUUGGGGGACGCGGGGCUGGAGGUGACUCAGUGGUACACCGACAGUGCGGCAAUGUAUGGAGUCUUGGUUGCAGCACCGAAAAUUUGACUUUUUAGAUACUAAACAGAGAAACUGGUGUAUUGAU
Geodia barretti is the source of this 1165-nucleotide messenger RNA. Lineage: Eukaryota; Metazoa; Porifera; Demospongiae; Tetractinellida; Geodiidae. The record is from the annotation of a GenBank genome assembly.